AUGGUAUCAAGAGAGGAGUUGGAGGCAUUGAAGGUGGCCGAAUUGAAAGUCAAACUGAAAGACGCUACGUUGCCGGUGUCGGGAACGAAGGCUGUGCUGGUCAAUAGACUGCUAGAGCAUUAUGAGGCCCUUGCAGAGGAGAAGGCGGUUGCUGCUGAGGACGAGAAACCUGUGGAGGAGGGAAGUCCUGAUGAGAAGGAUAGUGAGGAGAAGGGGAGUAAUGGUGAUAAUAAGGAGGGUAUUGAGGAGAAGAAGAGUAAUGAUGAUAAUAAGGAGAGUAUUGAGGAAAAGAAGAGUAAUGAUGGUAAUAAGGAGGGUAUUGAGGAGAAGAAGAGUAAUGAUGGUAAUAAGGAGAGCAUUGAGGAGAAAGAUGAUGAUGAUCAUAAGAGGAAGGUGGAGAGAGCUAGACGGUUCGGCACUGAGGAGGGCAGGGAUAUGCCUGAGGGUAGUGGGGAGAAGGAGAGGGAGGAGGGUGUAGAGUUGAAGAAACAAUCUGAAGUGGCUGGGCAGCAGGGAGAGAGGAAAAGGGAGGAAACGCUGCCAAUGGCUAAGUCGAUGGAAAAAUUCGCCGAGUUUGUCGAUCGUGUCAUGCACGAUGCCCAAUUGAUCACCGCUGAAGAUGUCCUUGCGGAGGAGCGCAAUGCGGCUAUUUUGGAUUUGGCUCUGGAACAAUUGUCAAAAGAAAACGUGAUGGAGAUGAUGCUUGACAUUGAUCGUGAUAUUAAGAGGGAGUUCAGAUGGAGAACGGAAAUUCGUUGGCCGCCUUCUAUGUUCCACGGGCGUUUCCGGAGGGCUUGCCGUAUGGCAGGGUUGAGGGGUAUGCCUGACGAUCGAUUCGGUGGUUAUUCCGGAGGGAAGGGUAGUUGGGGGAAAGGAGGGAGAUGGGGGAGAAGGAGACAGAAUGGAAGGGACCUAAUCACUCUAGAGAGCUCAUGCUGCGACUCCUCGAUAUUGGUUCGCCGUUCUCGGGAGGGAGACGUCGUCCCUUCUCCCCACCUCCAUCGUCAUCACGUCGUCGCAGUAGGAGUCGUAGUGAGGGCAGAUCGAGAAGACCAUCGUCGCCUCCAGCAUAUCGCAGACCCCAUCGUGGACGUCAUGGCAACAGUCGAUCGGGCAGUAGGGAGAGGAAUGAGCAUAGCUCGUCGAGGCGACACAGUCGCUAUGAUAGGAGUCGAUCACGAUAGAGUGGGGCCUCACCUGAAUCUAGGUGUUAUCUACAACGGUGAUGAUGAUAAUGCUGAGAAUAGAGUACCUUAUGUCAGCUUGUAG
Perkinsus marinus ATCC 50983 is the source of this 1269-nucleotide messenger RNA. RefSeq lists its product as hypothetical. The record is from RefSeq and is a predicted model, not a curated record. Lineage: Eukaryota; Perkinsozoa; Perkinsida; Perkinsidae. Bases 1 to 1269 code for a protein of 422 amino acids. The transcript has 12 exons. Gene Ontology annotation, cellular component: nucleus. Gene Ontology annotation, biological process: poly(A)+ mRNA export from nucleus.